AUGUCGUCUGAAUUUUCGAAAGAUCCCAAAACUCAGGAGAAGAGUAAAAUCAACGGCGGUCAUAAGAUCCUUGACCUGGUAGCAAUAUCCAAUCCCGAACUCAUGGAGUCAAGUGUAUCGAUAUCUUCGGACGAAAGUGAUGGUAGAGAGGUUAUCUUGUCCGAGGGAAUUCUAGAUCUUCAAAAUUGUGAUGAGACCAUGAACCAUCAUACUACCAUCACUGAUCUUCCACACGACGUUCUCAUGAUCAUAUUCGAUAAUCUUACUCCAUGUAUGACUGCCUGUCUAGGUCUUACUUGUAGUAGAUUCUACAUUACCUGUAAGAUCCAUCGCCCAGAGCCUUUCAACCUAUCAUUGCACGAUACCAAAAAUCAUCAUUGUGUUACUCAAAAAUACCGUCCGGAGACUAUUUGCAAUCCUCUCUCCUGUGUUUAUUUCUCCUGUGACAACGGAAGCUUGGCGAGUUCGGAACCCGAGGAAGACGCAAUGCUCAUAUUAGAAAUAUCACGUCAUCAAGUUGGAAAUAUACCAGCCACUCCAUAUCCCAGACGCGAUCAUCUGGCCGAUUUGAUUGAAACCUGGCAGGGACUUCGACACUAUUGA
Sclerotinia sclerotiorum 1980 UF-70 is the source of this 603-nucleotide messenger RNA. RefSeq lists its product with no specific name. NCBI's taxonomy places the organism in Eukaryota, Fungi, Ascomycota, Leotiomycetes, Helotiales, Sclerotiniaceae. Bases 1 to 603 code for a protein of 200 amino acids. The record is from RefSeq and is a predicted model, not a curated record. The transcript has 2 exons. Gene Ontology annotation, molecular function: protein binding.